CCUCAACCUCACUUUUUUAGCUUCCUAAAAUCAAGGAAGGUUUAGUAAUCCUUAUCCAGGAUUGGAAUUGCAGUGAGACAAACACAUUUUAAAAGUUUUUUAGUGGAUAACCCAACCUAGGAUAGGAUAUCCAGGAUACCAAACACAAAAUGAAACCCAUUUCUCCUCCAAACCCUAGAAAAUCAAUUUGUCAUCAAGAUUUACUCUCCAUCUCUUCUACCAUCACUAUUACUUGUCUCUGAACAAAGGGUUUCAUGAUGGAAAUGUUUGACAAUCUCCCGAAAGAUAUCAUACUCGACAUAUUGACUAGGUUGCCCACUGAAACUGUCCUAGACUCCAAAUUGGUUUGUAAACCAUGGAGGGACGUUGUUCAUCUUCCACCAUUCUCUCAAAUACACCUGGAUCGUCUUAAAUAUGCUGCUAACGAUUCUGAUUAUGAAGGAAAGUAUAGGUGGUAUGGAUUUGGUUGCGUUGUUUCGACCAAUGAGUACAAGGUCGUUCGGAUGUAUGAGUCUGGGGGAGACUCGAAUGUUGGCAUUAUUCAGGUAUACACCCUUGGAAGUGGCAUUGGAUGGAGAAAUGCGGGAACGUUGGACAUCAAUAUGAAAUAUGUUAGAAGAGGUAAUGGUGCGUUCGCAGGUGAAGCUCUUCACUGAGUGGACACGAAAAGAACCAUUAUUCUUGCUUUCAGUUUGGUUGAUGAAAAGUUUAGUGAACUUCCAUCACCAUCACCUUCUUUGGUACGAGCUAGUGUUCCAUAUUCAGAUGUUAUACUAGGGGGUUUCAGGUGAUUUUCUAAGUGCUACUUAUUAUAGUGCCAGUCAUUCUGACUUAUGUUUUUUUAAGAAGAAUAAAGAUAAUAAUGACUUGAGCUGGAGUAAAGAGUUUGGUUUCAGGUUUCACAUAUUACCACCAUUUGAGUUCACGAAGAGUGGCAGGCUUCUGUGUUAUGGGAGUGAAAACAUUUAUACUUGUGAUCCAAAAGCUUCAUUUACUAAACUGGAUGUCAGUUCUGGCAAGGCUGUUUCUGAUGCAAUUCCUUACAAGAAUACUUUGGUUUCAUUGAAAGUAUUGGGUGAAAAGGAUGUAAAAACAAUGGAAUGAUGUGAUAGAGGAAGUUCAACUGAGGAGACAGAAACCAGUGACAAACUGAAGAAGCCGCAAUAGAAGCAAGAGAGCUCUAGGUAUGUGUAAUGAUAUUAAACCUUCAUCGAAAUUUUAAGCAUUUAGAGAUUGGGAUCGUUUCUGAAUCUAAUUAGUAUGUAAUAUGUGCUGAUAGUAUAUCGUGUAUGAAUUACUCUUAUAGCUAUGUGUUGCUAUGCUUAUUGCGCAUUUUGUGAUCUACUUAUGUAUUCUUAAAUGGAGAAUGUAAGUUGAAACUUUGUUUUUAGUAAA
Molecule: messenger RNA, 1395 nt
Organism: Papaver somniferum (opium poppy)
Lineage: Eukaryota; Viridiplantae; Streptophyta; Magnoliopsida; Ranunculales; Papaveraceae
Exons: 2
Coding region: 255-656 (133 amino acids)
Molecular function (GO): protein binding
Source: RefSeq, a predicted model, not a curated record